AUGUCAACUUUAUUCUGGAGAUCAGCAUAUGCGUUUCCAUCAAUCCUUCAACCUUCCAACAAGCGUCCAUCGCGAAACUACAGCCGAAGUCUGUCACGACAACUUUUUUCGACGAAUGAUGCAGCCACUGCCGACACUGCUUCUUCUUCUGAAGAUAUGAAAUAUUUGGGUCUUAUGGCUUCACGAUUGGGAUUGGAUCCUGCCUUGAAUAGAUUCCACGCGCCCAUCGUCAAUCAUCCCAACUACUCUUUUGAGGAUUGGCCACCCAAUCAUACCUUUCCAAUGGACAAGUUUGAUCGAAUUGCAAAUGCCUUGUUGACGACAUCUUCGAAAAAUUUUCCUGGUUAUAGCAAUCUUCCUCGUCCAUUGGUCCGAAAGGAACAACACUUUUUUCAACCGCUUGAUUUCCAAGAUAUUCCUCGAGAAUGGUUUCUCGACAUUAUCAACGAAGAUUUUGUGAAUCGCUUCUUGAACAGUGAAUUGACGGUGGAAGAAGCGCGAUACAUUGGGUUUCGGGAACAAACCCAUCGGCCAGAACUUAUUGAACGAACCGUCUUGGAAGUAGCCGGAACGGUCUUGACCUGUCAGCUAGCCAGUCAUUAUGGAAUUGCUGCCAAUGUGGCUGGUGGGACCCAUCAUGCAUCGCCAACCGGAGGCGCUGGAUACACCAUAUUGAAUGAUUUGGCCGUGGCCACCCAUGUCAUUACCACGAUGAAGCCGUCAGUAAAACGAGUCUUGGUCAUUGAUUGCGACGUCCAUCAGGGAGAUGGGACGGCCAAGUUUUCCACAUUGUGGAACAGCGAUCCAAAUCAUCCAAAUCAUGAGAAACUAUUCACAUUGAGCAUGCACUGUGCCUCCAAUUAUCCUCAACUCAAGGCGCAUUCCACCUAUGAUAUUGGACUGGACAAUGGUUGUCAGGACGAAGAAUACUUGCAGCAGUUGGAAACGAGCGUCAACCAGGCCUUAGGCGACGUCCAACCCGAUCUGGUCUUGUACGAUGCCGGAGUCGACGUCUACGAACAUGACAAGUUGGGACGAAUCAAGAUUACCGAAGAUGGCAUUCGAAAACGAGAUCGCUGGGUAUUGGAUCGAUGUGUGGGCGCUAAAAUUCCAGUGGCGGCAGUAGUCGGUGGUGGAUACGACAAGGACGUGGAUGCUUUGGCCCGACGGCAUGCCAUUGUACACGAAGAGUGUGCCUAUGUCUGGAGAAAAUAUCAAAUGUGGAAGAGAAAAGGGGAUGGAAACUGA
Molecule: messenger RNA, 1248 nt
Organism: Cylindrotheca closterium
Lineage: Eukaryota; Bacillariophyta; Bacillariophyceae; Bacillariales; Bacillariaceae
Source: the annotation of a GenBank genome assembly